Protopterus annectens (West African lungfish) is the source of this 5928-nucleotide messenger RNA. RefSeq names its product tetraspanin 6 (gene TSPAN6). The record is from RefSeq and is a predicted model, not a curated record. Lineage: Eukaryota; Metazoa; Chordata; Ceratodontiformes; Protopteridae. Gene Ontology annotation, cellular component: membrane.
UCCGACCUUCUGAAGAAAGUUUUCUGACAGUCCCAAAAACUUUUUAGUUAAUAAGUAAACAGCAGACAAAGUUCUGUAGUUAGUCGGACUAUUUCUCUGUGUAGGAAAGCUUUGGCUGUAGCAUCAUGCCGUCUCCAUCCCGCCGGCUGCAGACCAAGCCGGUUAUCACCUGCCUUAAGUCCUUGCUUAUAGGUUACAGCCUGAUAUUUUGGAUUACAGGGGUCAUCCUUCUGGCUGUGGGAAUCUGGGGCAAGGUCAGCUUGGAGGUGUACUUCUCCCUUGUUAAUGAGAAUACCAACACUCCAUAUGUGUUGAUAGGCACUGGAGCUUUCAUUGUCAUCUUUGGCCUUUUUGGCUGCUUUGCAACAUGUCGUGGGAGUACAUGGAUGCUAAAACUGUAUGCCAUGAUUUUGUCUCUGAUAUUCUUGGCAGAGCUGGUAGCUGCAGUCUGUGGCUUUGUCUUUAGGCAUGAGGGUUGUGUAAAGUUGCUGAGUGGUGUUAUGGAGUCGAACUUGGGAAUUGUGGCUGGGAUAGCCUUUGGUAUUGCAUGCUUCCAGUUAGUUGGGAUUUUUAUAGCCUGCUGUCUUUCUCAUUAUAUCACAACGAACCAGUAUGAGAUGGUGUGAGCUUGGAUUCACGAAUAAGAUCAGGACCAUUUCUGUCAUCAAAUACAGAAUUUUGCCAUACUCACAAGGACUCUUUUUAAAGAGCGAUCUUGAAUUUUAAACCAUCAAGUGAAUUUUAAGACCAGCUGGGAAGAUGUGCAUGCCUGAGUUUCUUACAUUAGCUAAACUGAAUUUUUACCUUCAGUUUUUGUCUCUGCUAUUUUGACGGCACCCAAUUGCUACAACCAUCAAUUCUAGUUUGAACCAGGAUGUUAUCCUCCUCAUGUCCUGUUUUGUCAAAUCCGUGAUGCGUGUUCGUACAAAACAUUACCUAGUGACCUUUGCCUGGGUGUCUUCCACAGUGUCUGUCUGGUGGCGGUACCUUUUGACUUGUUCUGAAUGCUUGCUUCAUAAUUUAUUACCCUUUUAAACUGCUUUAUAACUUACCGCUCAGGCUGACAUAUCCACAUUAAAUAUCUUAACAUAUUUAUGCUAAAAACUUGAGGAUACGCCUGAAAAUUGCAGGAAGUAUUCACUGUACAGGCAUUUCAGUAAAAAAGAUUUAUUUUUCCAAUAUAUUUUGUAGACAUUUUCUAGAACAUACAUGGAUAUCUUAUUCAUGUAGUACUUUUGCAGGUUAACUUGCAUAAUACCAUGAUUAUUUGCAAUGGGGCAAUGUCCCCCUCUCUGUCAUGCAUAUUGGCUUAGUAAUUCUGUGUGCCAUACCAAAACUUAAUUAUUUGAAUGCUGUUGUGUAGGCAUGAAUAUAUCCUCAGUAGUAAGCUUUUUGUUCUUCUGCAGGAACAUUAGUUUGAGAUGGUGUAGACCAGGUGAUUCCCCCACCCCCAUAUUUACUUAAAAUGUAUCUUCAGAGCACUUUAUGUAACUGAGAGAACUAACUCUGGUUUCUGAGAUGGUCUUCACUUUUGCAAGCCAUCAUGCAAACAAUAUUGUGGCAGUCAUCAGCAUAUGCUGUUAAAUGCAAAAAAUGCUAAAGUGAAAGAACAUUUUAGUUGUAGCUGAACUUUUCUACAGGUCUUAAGGUGAAGCUAAAUUCAGGUUGUAACCACAGACUUCACAGGGUGCAGACCUGUGUAGCACUGCAUUUUAUCAGCCAUCUGCUUGGGCAGCUGCCACCUCAGGAAACUAAUUGCUAUUUUGAUAUAUUUUACUUAUGUUCUUUAUUCUGUAUUUCAAUAUUUUUUAUCCAGUUAUGUUUUGCCACCCCAUUGACCAGGGACCCACUCUGAAUUUAAAACUGAACAGAUGUGCAAUCCCUACUUCUGUCAAGACUCAGCCCAAGUGCUGCUCUUUUAGUGCAGUGGUUGGUGGGGUUGAUAUUCUGCCCUUCUGAGGCAGAGGGGCCUGGGCAACUAGGAGGAUCCCAUGUUGGCUUAUCAGUGAUCUGUUUUUCACCCACCACUGUAAUUUCCUCACCUUUUUAGACUAAGUGACAUCAAGUCAUAAUUUUGAGCUGUCUGUGAUUCUUUGAAGGUCUGUACCAUGUCUCCUGCAGCCUGUCUGUAAACCAGUUUUGGCAUCUUCCUAUGGCCAUUGCCAGCCCCUUCCCUUGACCUUCAGUUGUGCCUUUUGCCAGCCUGUCUGUUGACUUCCCUUCUGGCCAUUUUGGGAGAUAGCACAGAUGUGCACCAGUGUUCAUUCUCACUCCUAGCAUGCAGCAUGCUAGCCAGUCAGUCCACCCAGGCUGAGGUAGCUGUACAUGGGUCCUCUGAAACACAGAGACCUGCACUAUUUCUGCACCUGUCAGUUACAUCCUUUAGUUGCCUUUGUUUUUUACUGUCUGCAUGAUCCAGGUUAGUUACACUGGCUAUUUCAAAAUGAAACCAUGCAUCAACUGCCUGAUGUUCAUACAAUAGUAUUGCCAGUAUUUCUAUGCACUUCAUGAGAUCUUUCAUUUAAGAUACUGUAGGCUUUAUUUAAUGUUGCACAGUGUAGGGGGGGGGGUUAAUAUAAAAGAAACUGUGAAAUAAAUGGAUACAUUUAAAGUGAUGCAGAGUCCGUUUUCACUGACCACAGUGAAAUUGUUUGAAGAGCCACUUCUGAAAUCCUCCUUGAAUUCCUUUGCAGUCAGUGGCUUAUCUGUGUGCCCCCCUUCACUCAAGUAAAAACUAAUUGUUAAAUCAUAGAAUGUUGGGGUAUAUUUGUUUGCAUAGUACUUUUAACUCACCAUUGGAUUUAUUGAGGACAUUUUAUUGAUGUGCUCUUGAUUUCACUCUGGUCAGCCAUAGUGCUUCCCCACUAAUGGGACUAAUCAGUCCUUUUAAAUUGAAAAUGUGUCUAGGUUUUAAAGUACAAUUUUGGAGGCUUUUGUUGCGUCUCAGGGAAACAAACUACUAAACAUUAUGAGAAUAUGGUAGUAUAAAAGCAUUCAUUUACCUUUCUGAACUGAGCCAUGUACUACCUUCAGUAAAUUGUGUGGGCAGUCUCCGAGUUGCAUGUUACUAAGGCUUCUGAUUUUUCAUUCCGCUAAUAGUAUUAUUGUACUUGACUCGUCUGGAGUGGUAGUUUGGAUCCUGAAACAAGGAAGUGCGGUGCUAACAACCUUAACGUACAGUUUCCCAGCAACAUUUCUUUGCAACAACUGUACUAACAAUAAAUAUGAACUAAAAUUUGCAUCAGUCUAGUAUCGCAUAAAAUAUUGGAACAUGAGCUGACGCAGAAACAGAUCAUACUGAACAAUGCAUAAUGUCUGCCAACAUAAUACUCUAUAACAAUUAUGUAAUUACCACCUGAAUUAAUAACCGUAAAUAACAGUAAGCAUGGUCUAACCACAUUACCAGUUAAGGACACACACAGGAUUUAAAACACACUGCAACAUGAGCAGAUGUAACGGUAAUAAUUAUAAUGAACAUCGUAUAAGGACUAAUACUUAAAAACACCAUUUUCCACCACAACAUUGCAUAUGUUUUUAUUAGACAUUUGCCACUAAUCUUCAAAUUGUUAAACAAAAAAUCUGAGCUGACAUAUUGCCAAGUAAUUCAUCAAGGCUGACAUUCAAGCUUGCUUGUUUUAACGUGUUGUUGUUAGUCUUCGAAAAUAUGUCCAACAGGUGGUGGUGGUAAGUAGUAGUAAAAAUUUGUAUAAUUGCUGCUUUGGCAAAUGACCAUAUCUUAGUUGUCCAAGUGCACAGCCUCCAAGUAUGUUGCAUUAGCUGCAGCCCCCCCCCCUUUUUAAUCUAUGAUCUAUUUUAAUUACCACCUUUAAGUGUUUCUUUUUUAGUCCAUCUUAUGUACGUUUUCCCCAUCACUGUCCUGUUUUCAUAUUUACUAGUAUGAGUGAGAGUACAAUAUGUCGCAUGCCUACCUCUGCUGUAAUGUAGUGCUCGUUAUGUCUUCUUUACUGACGGCAAGCAGAUUGCUUCCGUUGUGAUGUAGUGCUUCGCAUGAGUUUCUGAUUGGCUGUAAUCACAAAAUAGGUUGCUGGUUACAGCUCUGACAUCUGACAUUCUACAACUGGGAAUUGCAUUGUCACUUACCAUUAAUACAACAACCGCUUAAGGCAUGGAUGAGGCAGCUUUUCAGACAAGAGAUCCUCUGCUAUUUAGGACAUUCGUACAGCUGAAUUUCUUGUCAUCUUUAUACCUUACAAAUUUUGGCUUCAGAUUUGUAUUUGCAGUACAUUUUGCAGAUCAGGUUGUAGCAUGGAACCAUAGAGAGAGCAUGUCUAUAUCUGUUAUAGUAUUCUGUGAUAAAUGCCGGUACAAGAUUUCCGUGCCUCUGAUGGUUGGCUUGAACUAGAGGUUUUUUGUUUUUUUUUGUAUUUGUUGAUUGGGAAGAUUAGACUGAGAAUUGUUUUCAUUAGUGUCCUAGAGGAAAAAAAAAGCUCCAUUACAAGCUGAAUAUAACAUAUGUUGCAAGAGAAACUUGUGUUACAUUGUCCGUUAUAGUAAAAAAAAAUGCAUUUUUGUAUCCAUUCCACAGAAAUUUAAGAUAUGAACUAGGUUAUAGAGACAGAUCGUACACAAAUGAAAAUGAAUGCAAACCAUCAAAACAAAAGUAAUUAAUUGCAUAAUGCAAUAUUGAAGAAACAGAUUAGUGCAUGCAUUUCAACGAAUACAGUAUUACAGUUGCAUUACCAAAUGUGUCAGUUAAUGAGAUGAUUGGCUAUAUCUAUUUCUAAAGAUAUUUUAUUGUACUCAGGAUUGUUAAGAAAGGCAUUUGCCACAAAAUGUAUGGUAUUGAUUUCACAAGUAAUAGAUGUUUUUUUUUUUUUUUUUUUUUUAUAGAUAAAGGGUAUCUGUCUUAGUUUGACAGACCCUCUUGGUAAGUGAAAUGUGUAAAAAGAUAAAUUGCAUGAAAGGGUUACUAAUGUAUGGAGAGAGGAUCAGAAUGAGAGUGAAUUAUCAGAGGUAAAGGUCAAUUGUGCUAGGAACCGAGAACUCUGGACACCUCUUUAUUUGCUAGUGUUUCUCAUGCUGGUGACCAUCACCUAGUCCUGAAAGCUUUUGCUCAGACCUCAUAAUGGGAUUUUAUUCUUUGACAGGGGACACUAAAGGAGGACAUGCUAAUUAGAUAUGACUGUUUUUAACUUUCAUCUCUUGGAAUUUCUUUUCCCAGUCAGGUGUCAAAUUACUCAGUUCAUGAAAUUGCUGUGGUGCUGCAGAGAGUCUGGAAUAAUUUGUGAAAAAUAAUAGCCAGAGGACAUGAAAUAUGUGUCAGUAGUUGAAUUAAUUUUCUUGUUAACAAGCAGAUUUAGGAAACCAAGAAGACAUGGACAGUGUGCAGGUACUUCUCCAGAGCAACCCAAGUUAUUGCCAAACCUCUUAAAGGCAAGGCAGAGGCAUUUACUGCUGUCAGUAUAGAUAGUGGUUUUAACUGACAUUUAAGUACUACAUAUUCACAUAAAUCUCAAUUAUGCAUACAUUCUGUAAGUUAAUGAGCAUGCCAUUGUCUUAAAAUUAUUUUUAUACACUUUUUUAUAAUGGAAUGCUUGGACUUUUUUAAGACUUGUAAUGGGUCUUUUGAUAUAAAAAAAUCUGAAUGUUUAAAACGAGUGAUUUUUUUAGAUGAUCAUAUGAAGCAGUACGAGACUUCAUCUGUAGUCAAAUGGAGAAACCUCCAAGUGCAUUAUAUUUUAUAGUCAGUUUAACUAGCAGUGCAAGUUUACGUUUUUAGAUUAAUGUGCAUUUCCAGUACACUUUGGUAUAUGUCUGUGUUUUGUUAGUCUUUUUCCAUGUAGCAUUUGGUUGUCUGUGAAAUAGAUCAUUGCCUUUGUGAGGUAGUGAAUAAUGUUAGGUGCUGCCUGAGUUUUUUCUGUAAUGUUGUAUUUUAUUGCCUGAAAGUAAUAAACUCUUAUUUGUGCA